Molecule: messenger RNA, 2688 nt
Organism: Python bivittatus (Burmese python)
Lineage: Eukaryota; Metazoa; Chordata; Lepidosauria; Squamata; Pythonidae
Source: RefSeq, a predicted model, not a curated record
AUGUUCGGUUGUCCUAUAUUCACAAGCCAUAUCAAUGAUCAUUUGGGUAAAGCACAUCUGAGAUUUGCUAUGUUACUAUUCAUGCUGUGGGUGAUAAUAUGGCUUCCUCAGGUCAUAUGCCAUGAUGCUAAAUGCACCAUCAACAACCGUAGUAUUAAACACAAGUCUUACCAUUCAGGUGAUCACAUCAUUGGUGGCAUUAUUUCUCUUAUUUACAUGAUGUCUAACCUGAUCACUUUCAAAAGAAUUCCAUUGGAAGAACUCAUUGAUGAUCCCAUUUUGUUUCUACAGAACUACCUGCAUAUCUUGUCCUUGAUCUUUGCUGUAAAGGAGAUCAAUGAAACUCCUCAGAUCUUGCCAAACAUCACUCUGGGCUUUGCCAUAUCUAACAGCCAUUUCAUGGCAACAUGGACCUACCUUGCUUCUAUGGAGCUUCUUUCUUCAUAUGACAGAUUUGUUCCCAACUACAAAUGCAGGAUCCACCAGAACUCAGUAUGUGUUAUUGCAGGACCCAAUUCUCAUAUCUCUCAGGUUAUGGCAGACAUCCUCAGCAUUUACAAGAUUCCACAGCUCAUAUAUGGCUCAGCUCCAGUGAUGGAUAACAUAAUUCAUACAGCUUUCUUUCAUCAGAUGUUUCCAAAUGAACAUCUUCAAAUAAUGGGGAUCCUCCAGUUGCUGCUGCAUUUUAAGUGGACCUGGAUUGGAGUAAUUUGUCAAGAAAACAAGAUUGGUGAAAGAUUUCUGCGGGAAGUGCUUAUCAUGUUUUCCCAAAAUGGAAUCUGCUUCAAUUACAUUGAACAGGUUCCAACAGUAGCUUUUUCGAAUGAGCUGGGAGAACAAAUCAAUAAUUUUCUUAAAAUAUACAAAGUCAUUAUGAGAAGUACCUCCACUGUUGUGAUCAUAUACUCUGAAAAUGAAAUCAUGGCUAUUUUCAGAAUGUUCUCCUUUAUUUCAGAAAUUGUGGAAACAACAGUUGAGAGAAAAGACAAAGUUUGGAUUUUUCCAGCCCAGAUGGAAUACACCUCAGUCCCAUUUUUAAGAGACAGGAGUAUGGACUUCAUCCAUGGUGCUCUUUCUUUUGCAGUUUCAUCAAAAGAAUUAUUAGGAUUCAAUACAUUUGUUCAGAUGAGAAAUGGUGUUCCAGAAAAGGAAGACAGUUUUUCAAGGGUCUUUUGGGAACAAGCCUUUGAAUGUUCUUUCUCAAAGUCCACUCUAAAACCAAAGUCAGAGAAAAUGUGCACUGGGGAAGAGAAGCUGGAGACUCUUCCAGAGUCUAUUUUUGAAUUGAGCAUCACUGGGCAAAGCUAUAGUAUCUACAAUGCAGUCUAUGCUGUGGCACAUGCUCUGCAAGCCAUGCUUUCAUCCCACUCCAAACACACAACAAUGGCUGGUAGUGGGAAAGAGAAGCUUCUGAAUCAUCAAGUGUGGAAGCUUCAUCACUACCUGAGAAAAGUCUCAUUUAACAACACUGCUGGAGAAAAUAUUUUCUUUGACCAGAAUGGGAAGGUUGCAACUGGCUUUGAUAUUAUCAACUGGGUCACCUUCCCAAACCAAUCCUUUCUUAGGGUCAAAGUUGGAAAAGUAAAUCCAUCAGCUCAACUAGAAAAGCUUCUCCCUCUAGCAGAAGAUAACAUUGUCUGGCCCAACCUUUUCAACCAGACACAACCUCUUUCUUUAUGCAAUGACCAUUGCUCCUUGGGUUAUAGCAAGAUCAAAAUAGAAGGGAAGCCAUUUUGCUGUUACAAAUGCCUUCGUUGCCCAGAAGGGAAAAUUGCCAACCAGACAGGUUUAGAUGACUGUUUCCCAUGUCCCAAAGAAAAAUAUUCUAACAAGAACCAGGCUUUCUGCAUUAAAAAACUCACAACUUUCUUGUCUUACAAAGAACCCUUGGGAAUCACUUUGACCAGUGUUGCUUUCUUCUUUUCUUUCAUCUCAGCUGUGGUACUGGGGAUCUUCAUUAAACACCAGGACACUCCCAUUGUCAAAGCCAAUAACAGGAACCUCACCUACAUUCUUCUCAUUGCUCUCCUAUUCUCUUUCCUUUGCAGUUUGCCCUUCAUUGGGCAACCUAACCAAGUAAAAUGUCUCAUGCGACAAACUGCUUUUGGCAUCAUCUUCUCCAUAGCCCUUUCUUGUAUAUUAGGGAAAACAACCAUUGUUGUUCUUGCUUUCAUGGCCACCAAGCCAGGCUCCAAAAUGAGGAAAUGGGUGGGGAAAAGGCUGGCUAAUACUAUUGUCCUGUUUUGCUCCCUGGUGCAAGUCACCAUUUGUAGUGUGUGGUUGGCAAUUUCUCCCCCAUUCCUGGAUUCAGACAUGCACUCAAUGUCUGAAGAAAUUGUCCUGGAAUGUAAUGAAGGUUCAACCAUCAUGUUUUAUUCUGUCCUUGGUUUUAUGGGGCUCCUGACUGCUAUCAGCUUCACAGUGGCUUUCCUUGCUAGGAAGCUACCUGAUAGCUUUAAUGAAGCCAAAUUUAUCACCUUCAGCAUGCUGGUCUUUUGUAGUGUCUGGAUGUCAUUCGUUCCUAUCUAUCUGAGCACCAAGGGAAAAUACAUGGUAGCUGUGGAAAUCUUCUCCAUUUUGGCUUCUGCAGCAGGAUUACUGAGCUGCAUCUUUUCCCCCAAAUGCUAUAUUAUUGUUUUGAGGCCUGAGUUAAACAAAAAGGAGCAACUAACAAAGAAAGAAAAGUAA